This is a messenger RNA of Columba livia (rock pigeon), 8109 nucleotides long. It is a transcript of the gene TMTC1, whose product is annotated as transmembrane O-mannosyltransferase targeting cadherins 1. Bases 169 to 3012 code for a protein of 947 amino acids. The transcript is spliced from 20 exons. Lineage: Eukaryota; Metazoa; Chordata; Aves; Columbiformes; Columbidae. The record is from RefSeq and is a predicted model, not a curated record. Gene Ontology annotation, biological process: protein O-linked glycosylation via mannose. Gene Ontology annotation, molecular function: mannosyltransferase activity; protein binding.
GGGAGGCGGCCGCUGUUUAUUUGCAGCCGGGCAGGCUGCGCCUCGGCAGAGCGCGAGUGGCCGGCGGCGGUCCCGCUGCCCGCCCCGCACCAUGCGGGCGCCGCUGCCUUCCCGCGCCGCGGCGGCAGCGGAGCCGGGGCAGCCAGCGCGGCGCCCCGCACCCGCGCCAUGGUGACGGGCCCGGCGCUGGGCUCCCGCUGCCGGGACCGAGCCGCGCCGCCCUCCCCCGACCCGUCCCCGCCGUCGGCGGGCGGGCGGCGCGGCGGAGCGGUGGCAGCGGCGGUGCUGGCGGGGCUGUGCGCCCUGUGCUACGGCAACUCUCUGCGGGGCGAGUUCGUGCACGACGACGUCUGGGCCAUCGUGAACAACCCCGACGUGAGGGCGGCCGCUCCCGUGGCCGCCGCUUUCUCCAACGACUUCUGGGGCAAGCGGAUGGCCGAGAACACCAGCCACAAGUCUUACCGACCCCUCUGCGUUCUCACCUUCAAGUUAAACAUAUUGCUGGCUGGUAUGAACCCCUUCUAUUUCCACGCAGUGAAUGUAAUUUUACACUGUCUAGUGACUCUUGUGCUGAUGUACACUUGUGACAAAGCUGUGUUCAAGGACUGUCGACUUGCUUUUGUCACGGCGCUGUUCUUUGCUGUGCAUCCCGUUCACACCGAGGCUGUAACAGGUAUAGUAGGCAGAGCGGAUGUCCUGGCCUGUCUACUCUUUCUGUUGGCUUUUCUCUCCUAUAAUAGGAGUGUGGAUCAGCUUUAUGUUGGGGAACAUUUCCCUCCCACUGCCUCCCCAUUCUUUUUGCUGCUUAGUUUAUUCCUUGGGACGUGUGCAAUGCUGGUGAAAGAAACUGGAGUCACUGUGUUUGGUGUGUGCUUGGUUUAUGACUUCUUUUCCCUCUCCUGCAAUGGACUCAAACUGAGAAAUGGAGGGAUCCACCAGAGACCUGCCCGGCAUCCCGCGGCUUCUCCCUCACUGCAGGUCCCUUCGUCAGGCAGGGAGAACGGGAAGCAUCGCUUCACUCACCGGGGCACCUGGAGCUCCUGCCACCCAGCAUCACCUGAGGAACAGCAGAGCGGUGGCCCUUCUGUGCCCAGCAAAGCCAUGUGGGCCAUUCGGAGCUACCUGACUGCAAAUAACAAUCAGAAUUUCUUGUAUACUGCAAGGCCUUUUUUGAAGAGAGCUGCUUUGGUGAUAAGCUACGUGAUUCUCGUGUUGUAUUUCCGCCUCUGGAUAAUGGGAGGAUCCAUGCCGAUGUUCUCAGAGCAGGACAAUCCAGCUUCAUUCUCGCCGUAUUUACUGACGAGGUUUCUGACUUACUCCUACCUUCUGGCCUUCAAUGCGUGGCUGCUGCUGGCACCGAUCACCCUGUGCUACGACUGGCAGGUCGGCAGCAUCCCUUUGGUCGAGUCCGUCUGGGAUGCAAGGAACUUAGCCACAGUGUUCUUGGUGCUGGUGAUGACAUUACUCAGCCUGCACUGUAUAGCUGCAUUCAAGAAACUGGAACACAAAGAAGUUUUGGUUGGCUUGUUGUUCCUGGUUUUCCCAUUCAUCCCAGCCAGCAACCUCUUCUUCAGGGUGGGAUUUGUGGUGGCAGAGCGAGUCCUUUACAUGCCGAGUAUGGGGUACUGCAUCCUUUUUGUCCAUGGUCUAAAAAAGCUGUCUACGUGGUUAAAUAAGUGGAGGAUUACUGUUCUGACCCUCUUUGCUUUACUACUGCUGCUCUUCUCUUGGAAGACUGUGAAACAGAAUGAAAUCUGGCUGUCACGAGAAUCCCUUUUCAGCUCAGGAGUGAAGACCCUGCCCCACAACGCCAAGGUGCACUACAACUACGCCAAUUUUCUGAAAGACCAGGGCCGUAACGUUGAGGCGAUCUACCACUACAAAACUGCUCUCAAGCUCUACCCUCGUCACGCAAGUGCUCUCAACAACCUGGGGACAUUGACCAAAGAUGUGGUGGAGGCAAAGGACUACUACAGACGGGCCCUUCACUUAAACCCUCAGCACAACAGAGCUCUCUUCAAUCUUGGCAACCUGCUCAAGUCCCAAGGGAAGAAGGAGGAAGCCGCAAUCUUGCUGCGGGACUCCAUUAAAUACGGCCCAGAGUUCGCAGAUGCUUACUCAAGCCUGGCCUCACUGCUGGCCGAACAGGAACGGCUGAAGGAAGCAGAGGAGGUCUAUAAGGCUGGCAUAGAAAAUUGUCCAGAGAGCUCCGAUCUGCAUAACAACUUCGGUGUUUUCUUGGUUGAUACCGGGUUUCCUGAGCGAGCCGUGUCCCACUACAGGCAGGCCAUCCGCCUGAGCCCCACUCACCACGUGGCCAUGGUGAACCUGGGCAGGCUUCACCGCUCCCUGGGGCAGAACAAAGAAGCUGAAACUUGGUACAAGCGGGCACUGAAGGUAUCCCGGAAGGCUGAAGUCCUGUCCCCACUGGGGGCUCUGUAUUACAACACCGGGCGGUAUGAAGAAGCGUUGCAGGUUUACAGAGAAGCCGCAUCACUGCAGCCUUUGAACAAAGAGAUCCGACUGGCACUGGCUCAGGUUUUAGCAAUGAUGGGGCGGAUGAAAGAAGCCGAAAAGAUGACCAACCAUAUACUCAGCGAGGAUGCGGAGUGUCUGGAGUGCUACCGCCUUCUUUCAGCCAUCUACAGCAAGCAGGAGCACUAUGCCAAGGCACUUGAAGCUAUAGAAAAAGCUUUUCAGCUAAAACCAAAGGAUCCGAAAGUCAUAUCAGAGCUCUUUUUUACUAAAGGAAACCAGCUAAGAGAACAGAAUCUCCUUGACAAGGCUUUUGAGAGCUAUAAACAGGCUGUGGAGCUCAACCCAGACCAAGCGCAGGCCUGGAUGAAUAUGGGAGGCAUUGAGCACAUCAAGGGGAGCUACGUCACUGCCCGUGGCUACUAUGAGAAAGCCUUACAGCUGGUUCCAAACAGCAAGUUGCUGAAGGAGAAUCUGGCCAAACUGGAUCGCUUGGAGAAACGGUUUCAGGAAGUCCAGGAGAAAGACCAAACAUAGCAUUUGGUCACCAGUGGAAAGAAACUCAUGCCCCUUGGAGAAGAGUAUGGUGGAAGCCUAUUGCUCAAAGCGAUGCUGAAGGAACUUUGAUAUGUCUCAGAAUUACGGAAGGCAAAUUUUGAAUGCAUGCUUGGGUUUGACUUAAGUUACGGGAGUCACUUGGCUCCUGUAGGACAUGCUGGAGAAUUAAUGAAAACCUUCCUUCAAUCAACAUCUGUGUUUAGGCUGAACCCAUUUUAAUCACACCGGCCAGGAGUGUGGGUGGGACAUGUACCUUCAAUAUCUUGGUUAUCACUGGGGAAACCAUGGAGACAAAGCAGUCAUCCAUUGCAGCAGGGGUGAAGUAGCACCUCCUGUUACUCAACACGGGCUCACCUCGUCCACAUAAAGUACCACCGAUGUGCUUUGUUGCAAAUGCUACCAGGUCCUUCUGAGCCAGGAAAGAUGGUCAUAAUGGUCACAUAAAAGGAUUUCAAGGGGUUAAUGCUGAGGAUAUGGUGGCCACUUUUGCAGCUCUAAAUGUGACUUGAAAAUUAUUCUAAAGAAAGGGAAAGUGGUGUUGGAAUAUCAUCCUAGAAGGAUGAUUCUACAAGUAGGAUAAAAGAUCCCUUGAGGGAAGACCUCACCUGAAUGUUUUACUCAUAAGAUAGUCAUUUUGUAGUAAUUCAGGUUCAUGAUGUCAGUAUUGUCAAAUAUCACAUGGCUUUACCCUUUGCCCUCUUCCUCCAGGCCAAAUAAUUAUUACUCUGAAGAAAAUGGAAGUAUCCAAAGGCAAUGGGAAGCUCUAGAAGUACUUGUCCUCCUGUCCAGUCCCCAGUAAAAAAUCAACCAACCAACCAACCAACCAACUGACCUGAUCAAUAUAGCAGGUAAAAUAAGGCCACAGAGAGAUUAGGGGAGAUUUCCUAGCCUGGAAAGGUACUAAGGAGGCUUUUUUAUGAGUGUGCAGGAACAAAGCCUAUUUAUCGUGGUGAUAACACUGACAAAACGCUUUGUCAAAAUGUUCUCACCCCCUUCCCCAAAAGAUACAGAAAAUGGCCUAUAGCUGACCAGUCAUAAAUCUAUAUUUUUAAAUACUGAAGUGGGAAAACAAAUUCUCUUCAGAAUUGAGGCUUUUAUUUUUGAGCUUUAUUUAUUUAACUUAUAAUAAUCAAAUAAUUAAUAUAUUUUCUCUGUUUUAUACCAAUUGGGCAGUAUCCUUCACAGCCGGCCACGUGGCUGUGCACUGUGACUCGUAUUGUCUGAAGUUAGAAAAAUGCAGGACCACCGAAACGUGCUUGAAAAAGUCCCCUUGAUGAUGUUUCUAAAGCAAAUGGCUGCAGAGCGCAUCGGACCAUACUGUUGCUGUAAGAACAGCACUUCUGUUGUGUCCACCAGGGUUUGUACCAGUUCACAGAGAGUGCUAGUGGAAUCGUGCUUGGUCCCACUGCCUUUGGGUUGGGACAUCAGGGUAGGUCAUCAGUUUGUUCCUCUAGCAGGAGGGAGCUCCUGUAAAAGUUGUUAUAUUCGAGCUUGAUUGUGGCCAGUCCCUGCAGCAGAGCAGCCCAGGGUUUGGCAUUAUUACUAAAGGACAGUUCUGAUUAGGUAGGCAAUGCCUUGAUACGUAUCUGUGAGGAAAAGCCUGAGGGACAGUGACCCACGUGGCAUCCAAGUUUAGCUGGUGCUGGCCAUGGCACCUCAGCAAGCUCAGCGUGAUGAGACAGACAUGUGCUGGUGGCUCCGCAGGCUUCAUUUAAAAGGUUCCUGUGUCUGCCUGCUACUGGUGGUCAAAUGACUGACAAAUUAUUAACGUGACUCCAACUGCAUUUGGAGCUCAGAGGGAGUGCAGACUGGUGCAGAGAUCUGCCCCGCCAGGGCUUGUAGACCUGCUAGAGCCAUGGCUGUGCACCCAGCAAGAUGAGGCUGGACUUGAAAGGUUCUGGUCCCCGCUGACCAAUGAGGCUGGCCGGUGCCUACAGCUGGGCAGAGGUGGGAGGCGGAGACCAUCUGCGGUAGAAGUGGUGACACACAUUUAGGGGCUCCCUCCCUUCAAAUGAGCUUCCCAAGGGAGCAGCUGGGACCAAAACAAGCAAGUCUCAUGCUGGUGCAUUUUCCCUUCUCCCCCUCCCCAGCCCAAGCAGCCUACUUUGCUUUUGGGGGCCAAGGCCAGUUUUGAGGUCCUGGAGCUGUGUUAGCAACCCUUGUCUUUUGACAUGACUUUUAUGGCCAUGGACUUGCUGACCUGACAUUUCUGCAGGUCCCUGGUCCGGGCACACUGCUUCCUGCCUUGCAUGGAGUAGCUUUGCACAGCCCUGGCAUUGCUGGGGUGGCCAGAAGAGAUGGGGUCACACCAGCAGAGACCCAUGGGAUGGAGAAACCAAAGCUUUGAGGCAGCUUCACCAAAGCCCUGUGGGCCUGAGGUGGCUGCCUGGGGUACUGCUGUUGGCAGGGAAUUUUGGGGCUGACAGAGGAGUGUUUGGUGCAGCCCCUGAGAGAGGUGCUGUGCAAAAACCUCCGUGGAUAAGGCAUCUGCAGAGUGCUCUGACAGCCAGCUGAAGUGUGGGGGAUAGGGCUGGGGGGAGACACGACUCAUUUAAAAACAUGUAUCAGCUAUAAACUUUGCCUCAUAAAGAUAUAUUAAAUAAAUACUAUAUAUUCUACAAGCCCCACAGCAGUGUGGCUUUAGAUUGUGGCCAAUGAAACAUAUUUUUUCAAAUAUAGAAAAAGUUGUAUUUUUUAUAGCAAUGCUUUGUGAGGGGAAGACUUAAUUCUGUGUUUUUAACUUUGGCUUAAGUCUUAGUUUGUCUUUCCUGAGAGACCUGGUAGAAAUGAUUGUCUCAUUCUUGUCCUAGAACUUGAUCCAAGCCAUCUUGACCUUCUAAAACUGGUGCACAUGUGACAGUAUUCUAUAGCUUCGGGUGCCCCCCUCCCAGGUCCUGGAGAAGGAUUACCAUUUUUGCAACACUGUCUUACUUGCAGAAUAAUGUAGAAAGAUGAGACCAACCUUCCUAUGAGGGAAGUGGUUUGGUUGGAAGGCUUGGUGUAUGUGCAUCCACUUGCCUCAGUUAAACAGGUAACAUAUCCAUGGAGUUUAAUCCCAGUUGAACUGGAUAACGUUUAUAUGCCAAAAGGCCAACUCUCCACAUUUUGGAGCUGGGUUUAUGGUAGUUAUGCAGAGAAGGGGGCUUGGUAGUGAACCCCGCUUUCCUGAACUGGUACUUUAUACCCCAUCUAUGCAGGAUGACGGUCUGCAAACUGGCAGCAUAUUUGGAGAAUGAUUCAGACCAUGAGCUACCAAAGCAGUUUAACCAUUGUGAACUUUUGAGCUGACUCCGUGUCUCAUUGGCAUCCGUGCUGAAACGCUGUGUUUUUUCAGGACAUUAAUCUUGUGAAAGGUUUUUUGCAGGCAAAGAAGAAGAAUGGAGUGUGGCAUGAAAUGGGUUGCCUCCACCAAAAUGGAAUGCUAUUGUGGAAGAUAAAUCAAGCGACGUACCUUGUGAUAAACUGGAUAUUAUCUUAAUUAAUCAUAGGAAAUGUCCUCUUCCUCUAGCAUUGCACUGCUUCUAAAAUAAUGAGUUAUAAAUACAUUGUUUUCUGAUGACUCCAGCGCUCAGCAUGGUUAGGAGAGAUUAUAAAUUAAUAAAUGGGUGAAGCUCUACCUGGUGAGGGAGAGUUCACUGUCUGCAAGCUGCGUUGCCUAAACCUCAGCGCUCACCAGUACGAAAGUGGAGAAUUAAUGGAAAGUUGGUUAGACAGGACUAACCCUACACGCACUGUGCAUUUUAAUCCUAAAUGAAAAACAUAAUAACGGUGUUGCUUUUUCCUUUCCCAUGAAUAAUAUUUUCAGUGGAUGGAUUUUGUUUUGUUUUAUUGCUUAUUUAAAGUCUAGCAUUCUUUGCUUCCAUUCCUUUUCCAUCCCCUGGCAUAAAUGAUGCAGUGGGGGGCAUGUUCUCUCUCUCUUAGACUCCUUAGACUAGAUUUUCCUACAAAUGUGCAGGCAACUUGUUUUGGCCAGAGGGUAAGUGAAUGCAGCAGUGCAAAUGGCCUUCAUUCCAGAGAUCUCGACAAGGAGGGGGGUGUGUGCCUGCAUGCACAUGGGUGGAAGAAGUCUAAAUCAAAAAUAUCAAAAAUAAAAAGCCUAACUUGCAGGGGAGGCUGGACACCCCUAAAAUUAUCUAAAAACUAUGAAAGCUUCUCACCAGUUAUAGGAACCAGGCCAGAUAUGCUGCACAAUAUUUGAUGAAAGAAGAGAAUUGUCAUUCUAAUUUUAAUAAUUAGGCAAUUUAGCAUAUAGUUGUAUGAUCUUUUGCCCCACUUGUCCUCCAGUUCGGUGAAAUGGUAUAUGCUUAACUCUCCUCAAUCUGCGUGUGAUUAAGUAGACGAAGUGCUCAAUUUCUACCUUUGAUAUAUGCAAUUAUGCACAAUCUUUGGAAAAAAAUAGCCCUUAGAGGGUUUUUUUCCCCAACCUUCGUUCUCUUGCAGCAGUUUCAAAAUGCACCAUUUUGCUUUCAUGUACAUUUAAACCCAGCAGCAAAAAAAAAAAGAAAAAAAAGACCAAAAAAAAAAGGCGCUUGGCAUUCACUAGUGCACUAAUGUUUCAAUGUGGCAAAGUUGCUUCAGGUAAUCUUUAUGACUUUGUGCAAAAGUUCAUUGCCAUGUUUGUACUGACUUGCUGAAUUUUUUUUCCUCUGGAAAAUACACCCAGUGGUAUCCUCUGUAAAAGUUAUGGCUUCUACAACCGUAUUAAUAUAGAAAUCUCUGCCUGAAGUGGAUGUCACGCUGCGUGUUCCUCUCAUGUGGGAGUUGUUUGCAUUGCCCAUUGUUCAUAUGGUUCUUAUUUCUGUACCAGUUGUGCAUAUCUUUAAAAACCAAACCAAACCAAACCACAACACCAAAAAACAAGAACAAGAACAACAAGAAAGCAGCCUUUGGAUUAGAAAAUAAAUUCAGACUUAGCAGCAACUGGAUGUUCGUCAGUGGUACAGGAAUUUGCAAAGUCUUUGCUUUUUUUCGCUGUGGGAUUUAUGGCUAGAUUUCACAUAAAGGAAUUAUGCUGGAAGUCUUUGCAAAAGAAAAUGUAUGUAAAUGUCUAUUUUAUAUAAAACGUAAGAAAAGUAA